Vicia villosa (hairy vetch) is the source of this 3409-nucleotide messenger RNA. RefSeq names its product phosphatidate phosphatase PAH1-like. The record is from RefSeq and is a predicted model, not a curated record. Lineage: Eukaryota; Viridiplantae; Streptophyta; Magnoliopsida; Fabales; Fabaceae. Gene Ontology annotation, molecular function: phosphatidate phosphatase activity. The transcript has 12 exons. Bases 406 to 2967 code for a protein of 853 amino acids.
AUAUAUACAAAACUAUUCAAAGAAGUUGUCUUCUCGGUUUGCAAAAAGCAAGAAGAAGGAAGCGUGAAGCAAGGCGAGGCAAGAAAGAUUUGAUCAAACGGUCCAAAACCAUCCAAACAAUUUCGAAAUCACGCCCCACCGAAACCCACGUAACCACUGUUCUUCGCCAUUCGCCAACAACAACAACAACUCGUCCAUCUUCCCAGAAUUCCUCUUCUCUCCCUAUCUCCCCAUACCCCACCUCAAUUAACCCCAAACUUUAUAGCAAAAAUUUAAUCACUCCACUUCAUAGAGAUCACAGCAUUAUUCAUAAAAAGAAACAAAUUAGAAUAAGUUACAUUACAAUAUACAAUAACAUAACAAUAUUAAUAGCAAUAAUAUUAAAUUGAUUGAGUUUAUGUGAGGAUGCAAGCGGUGGGGAGGUUAGGGAGCUACAUUAGUCAAGGCGUAUACACCGUUUCCGGCCCCUUUCAUCCAUUCGGUGGCGCCGUCGAUAUCGUCGUCGUUCAACAACAAGACGGUUCCUUCAAAUCCUCGCCAUGGUACGUUCGAUUCGGCAAAUUCCAAGGAGUUUUGAAAUCGAAAGAGAAAAUCGUCCAGAUCAACGUGAACGGAAUCGACGCUGAUUUACAAAUGCAUCUCGAUAACAAAGGGGAAGCGUUCUUUCUGAGAGAGAUUGAUGUUGAAUCGGUUUUGUUUGAUUCGAUUGAAUCUGGUGAUGGUGAUGAUCUCGAUGUUCAAUCGUUGAAGAGUAAGAGUAGUAAUUUUGGUUCGGAGGAUGGGAAGGUUGUUGGGAGGACUAAUUCGAAUUCGCGGCGGUCGAGGAUACUUGGGCUUAUGUUCGGGAGAAGGUCUUUGAGUGGGGAAUUUGAAGAUGCUAUUGGGAAUAAGGAACGUGCUGAGAUUGCGGCGAAUUUGUUGGAUAUUAAGUGGUCGACGAAUCUCGAUGGGGAGGAUAAUCGAGAGAGUGGUGAUCAUGCUGUGGUUGUGGAGAAUGAGGAUGGUUCUUUUGGUGUUGCCAAGGUUGAGAAGAAGUUGAGUGGAGAAAAGGUUUCAAGGGAACAAACUCAUGAGGUCAUGUACCUUGCUCAUGGGGAAAGUGCAGAGGUCCAUCUACAUGAUCAGGUCUUGCAUUCACUCGUAACUAAGGGUAUGGAGAAGGAGGAAGUCACUAAGAAUGCUGAUGUAGUGGAAGUCUAUGAAUUUCAUUCUCAGGCUCAGCGAAUAGAUUCUUCUGAUUCAGAAGCUAGUAUGUACGACGAUGUGGAGGAUGUUGAAGACCCAACAACAUCUCCAAAACCUCAAAUCAACAAUUUGGAUGCAGGACAUUGUUCAAGCGAGAAAGUUGAGUCCUAUUGUGUAGACUUGACAAAACCUCCAAAACCUCCAAAACCUCAAACAAACAACUUGGGUAUAGGGCAUUGUUCAAGUGAAAAAGCUGAGUCCUGUUCUGUUACCAAUGCUUCCAGUUACAACAGCCAGGAUGACCGAGGAUUAUGUGAGAAUAACAUGAAGGAUAAAGAUGUCUCUAGCUCGCUAUCAACUCCAUCACACUCUUUUGGUGAUUGUUUACCUAGUGAAACAUCUAGGAUAUCACUGUCCCCGAGUUCAGAUGAAGAGAAUUUCCUUUUUGGUGACUUUGAUGAAAGUGGAGUUAAUGAUCAAUUUGAGGGAUCAUUAAGUCCCAAAUGUAUAGAUAAAAAAGAUAAUAUUUCUUAUGAGAAUGGAACUGAAAACUCAAGAGUGACUUCCUGUCCCAUAGUUAUCCCUAAAAAUGAGGAUGCUGGGGAGGAAGUUGGGCGGCGUACUGGAUCCUUGCCAAAUAUUUCUUCUGGUAGUAACAGUAUGUGCCAACAUGUUCGUUAUCCUUUAAGUCAAUCACUGGACUCGACAUUUCCUGGCAAGGAUAACUUGGAAUCCUUAAAAUUAGACGAGUACAAAGAGAAGCAGUUACCUCAUGAACAGGCGGAUGCCAAAGAUUGCCAAGAUUCUGAUGAAUUCAAAGAUACUGCUCUGAAUCUUCCCCCUGGAGGUACAUCAACAGGAAAUUGGAGAAUUUGGCCUUUCUCCUUGAGCAGAUCAGUAUCUAGAGAAUCUUCGCCGCCAAAACCAAAUGAUGCUAAAAGUACUAUUAAUGGCAAUUCUUCAGAGAAUAAGACUUUAACAGAUGUGAACAAAAAUGAUAGCAAACCCAAUCUAACGAAAAAGAUGAUUAGGGAAACAACUCCAACUUCUGAACAGAUAGCAUCAUUGAAUCUGAAGGAAGGGAGGAACAUUGUAACCUUCACUUUUUCUACAGCUAUGCUGGGGAAACAGCAGGUUGAUGCUCAAAUAUAUCUGUGGAAAUGGAACGACCGCAUAGUUAUCUCGGAUGUGGAUGGGACAAUUACGAAGUCAGAUGUUCUUGGUCAAUUCAUGCCUUUGGUUGGUGUUGACUGGUCACAGACUGGUGUUGCACAUUUAUUCUCCGCUGUUAAGGAAAAUGGUUACCAACUGCUUUUUCUCAGUGCUCGUUCAAUUUCUCAAGCCUAUAUUACACGACAAUUCCUACUGAAUCUUAAACAGGAUGGCAAAAUUUUACCAGAAGGUCCUGUUGUUAUUUCCCCCGAUGGACUUUUUCCAUCUCUAUACCGUGAAGUUAUUAGGAGGGUUCCCCAUGAAUUCAAAAUUGCAUGCUUAGAGAGUAUCAAGGCUCUUUUUCCGUCUGAUUGCAAUCCGUUCUAUGCUGGUUUUGGAAAUAGGGAUACUGACGAAAUCAGUUACCUUAAGGUUGGAAUCCCUUUAGGAAAAAUCUUCAUUAUAAACCCCAAGGGGGAGAUAGUUGUGAACCGAAGUAUUGACACAAAAUCAUAUACUUCUAUGCAUGCUCUCGUGAACGGAAUGUUCCCCCCAACGAGCUCGUCUGAGCAGGAGGAUUUUAAUUCAUGGAAUUUCUGGAAGCUACCACCUUCUGCAAUUGAUAUUUGAAAGACCCCUAUGGCUUUUGGGCUCAACCAUUGUUGGUCCUGGCUAUGGAUAGGUGCAGGCUGUUCAGCUCUUAAAAGAAUACAGGAAACCGCUUUUCUGUUGUGGAUUGAUUUUUUGAAAAUUAUAAUUUGGAGGAUGGAUUUCUUAUGAAAAAUCAGGUUGGAUAUGAUCAGGUUCAUUUUUGUUAGUUCAGUGCGAACUCAUUACCACUAAGCCAUGGAAUCUCUAGAAGUUUACAUCUCUUCUCGAUUAUUAUAGAUUAUAGGAUUAGAUUAGUGCGUAGUCAAGUCCCUGCUCCUUUCCAUUCGAUUGUAUAAUUGUAUAUGUACUAGUUUUAGCGUGCAGAGAGAAAUUCAUAAAAAGAGUGAACAGAAUUUAUGUUUGAUACAAUUUAUAUUUUGUUAUAUUUGGUAAUAUAAUACAAAUAAUGUUUAACAAUAAA